AUGCCAGAAACACUCGACCGCGCCCUCUCCUCACUGUCCAUCCACUCGACGGAUUCACAGCAGGAGGACGACUGGGACCGCUCGCUCACCAUUGAUUCAAAUGGUGCCUCCACCUCAACACAACCCCCGAAUGCAAACGCGACAGUCUCCCUCCUCACCAGCACGACCCCGCGCAACUCCAUAGUCUUUCCGGCCGACACCAACCUCACGCCUGGAAGGGCGACGCGGUAUAGCUCGGACGAGGGGGUCCCUGAGGAGAUCAGGGAGAGUGGGAGGGCGGAGGGCAAAGGGGGGAAGAGGACGCUGAGCGAGCUGCUGCGGCUGCAUUCGGAGAAGGGCAGUGGGAGUGGGGGCGUGUUUAGCGCGGAGGAGGCGGCGCGAAUCGCGGAUGUGCUGGGGCAGUGGAUAAACGCCUCAUCAUCGCCAUACGAAGGCGACGCGUGCGCGGAUGACGACUUCUUCGCGAGAGCCGCGCAGGCACAGGACGACCUUUCUUAUGGCUCGCUGCCAUCUGAGCGCAGACCCGACGGUGGUCUGGCAGGGAGGCCGAGAGGGAGGAGUGAGAGCUCGAGUUCGAAGCUGAACGUACCGGUGAAUGCUGGCUCGAGGCCCCCGAGUUCGUUGGGUGUAUCGUCGUAG
This is a messenger RNA of Cyclocybe aegerita, 639 nucleotides long. Lineage: Eukaryota; Fungi; Basidiomycota; Agaricomycetes; Agaricales; Hemipholiotaceae. The record is from the annotation of a GenBank genome assembly.